This is a messenger RNA of Suillus plorans, 1908 nucleotides long. Its product is annotated as glycosyl transferase family 90-domain-containing protein. The record is from RefSeq and is a predicted model, not a curated record. Lineage: Eukaryota; Fungi; Basidiomycota; Agaricomycetes; Boletales; Suillaceae. The transcript is spliced from 6 exons. Bases 1 to 1908 code for a protein of 635 amino acids.
AUGUCCCCAUUCCGAAUAACUCGCAGAUCACUCAGAGCUUAUAUAUUUCUGGUCAUCUUUGCUUCCAGUUUCGUAGUAUUCACACUAACACCAAGUCAUUCAGUGGUCAGUACUAACCUGCCCACAAAUUUUAGUAUAUACCUCCCUCGAGUGUAUCAAGCACACCGGUCUGCACCUACAGGAUCACCAUGGGAUCUAGACUCUGAUACCCUAUACCCUGAACCACCACCACAACGCCCCUCUCACAUUUUCCGCCCAGACGGUCUCCUCGAAGUGCACCCAGGUGGUAGACACCCCAUCCUUGACCUCAUCGAACACGCAGAAAAAGAGUGGGAUGCAAAACUCGCACGCGCUAGUAAAACGCUUCCCGAAGCAGUUCGUGAGUACCACUUCAGAUACUCGAGAGCACCUCCACCCGGCUUCGAUAGAUGGUGGGCAUACGUCCAAAAGCACAACGUCCAGCUCCCAGACGAGUACGACCAGAUCAACAUCGACCUCGCUCCGUUCUGGGGUAUAAACCCUGCACGGCUCCAAGAAAUCCAGCUCGCUCACGAAGGUCACCAGCACAGCUACACCAUCGCUAAAUCAACACCCUCAGGUCCUGUCCACUUCGGAAACGAGUCACUCCCCGCAGACGAAGACACUCGCAAAAACUUGUUAGUAGCCGCCAAUCAGCUCCUAGACUUGAUCAAGGUAGUCGAAGACGAGUUGCCGUUGUUUAGAGCUGUGUUCAGCCCCCAUGACAACCCAAAUGUCUUUCUCACCCAUGACAUGAGGAGAAAGGUUGUCGAGGCAGGGGAAAAGGGGAAAUCACUCGACUUCCAAACUCAAGACCCACCCCCGUACAUUCGCGGCUGGAUGCAUGCCUGCCCCUUGAACAGCGUCGCACGCAAUCCACCCCCCUCGCCACCUUCACACACUCCAAAACCUAGAACAUUCAUCCACGAUCACCUCCUCGCCAUGGACCCCUGCGCCCACCCGUCCCAUCUCGCCCAGCACGGCCAGUUCCUGAGCCAUGGCCCCGGCCCCGUCGCGUACCCCUUCCCAAUCCCACAGUUCAGCUAUUGCAGUAGCCCACUACAUUCUGAUAUCAGGGUCCCGAUCAUGUUGAGUUGGGUGGAUGAUGUCGAGGGUGUGGAAGAAGGGGACUUGGAAGAAGCGUGGAUGCAAAAGGAUGAGGAGAGGUUACUUUGGAGGGGGCUGAAUACUGGGAUUCAUCAUGGGAAGGACAAGCCUUGGAAGGAUUCGCAGAGGGGACGCUUGAUGGAUCUUGUUUCUUCUUCGCCUCCUUCCUCUGGCCUUGAGAAACGUUCCACCGCCCACCCAAAAACCAUAGACGCCCUCGUCACCGAUCCUUCGUCCCCCGAGGGUGUCACAACGCAGACCUUUAAAAAAUCAAUCGUGAACCCUGCGAUGAUGGAUGUAGCGUUCGCUGGCAAACCGGGUCAGUGUGAGGACGAGGUGUGUAAGGAGGUGGAGGAAAGGUGGGAGUGGCGGCGGAGGAUGGGCUUUAAGGAGGCUGUGAAGUACAAGUAUGUCCUUGAUGUGGAUGGGAACGGCUGGUCGAGUCGGUUCAAGAGGCUCAUGACGAGUAAUUCGGUUGUGUUCAAGUCUACGGUAUAUCCUGAAUGGUUCACCCACCGUAUCGCCCCAUGGGUGCACUACGUCCCCAUCCAAGUCGACUACUCUGACCUGUACGACUCCCUCCUCUUCUUCCGUGGGGACCCGAGCGGGCAUGGUGCACAUGAAGACCUUGCAAAGAAAAUUGCGAGCAGAGGGAGGGAGUGGAGUAUGAGUUUUUGGAGGAAGGAGGAUAUGGUGGCUUAUUUAUAUAGAUUAUUUCUCGAGUACGCAAGAGUCAUGGACUCGGAUCGGGAUUCGCUUAAUUUCGAGUUGGAGGAAUGGUAG